AUGAAACAAUUACAAUUUUGUCAAGGAUGCAAACCGAUGUUAUUGUUAAUUGUCGGUAGCACAAUAUUAAGAUGGGUUUUUUCUACUUUAAACAAUGACGUAGUUGAAUUGCAAGCAAUGUCUAUGAAAGUUAUAUUAUAUUUACCUUGGGGUGUAGAUUUAGAAUUAGUUAUAAAUUAA
Molecule: messenger RNA, 180 nt
Organism: Heterostelium album PN500
Lineage: Eukaryota; Evosea; Eumycetozoa; Acytosteliales; Acytosteliaceae
Exons: 5
Coding region: 1-180 (59 amino acids)
Source: RefSeq, a predicted model, not a curated record